Molecule: messenger RNA, 2605 nt
Organism: Liolophura sinensis
Lineage: Eukaryota; Metazoa; Mollusca; Polyplacophora; Chitonida; Chitonidae
Product: elongation factor G, mitochondrial-like
Exons: 19
Coding region: 79-2367 (762 amino acids)
Biological process (GO): mitochondrial translational elongation
Cellular component (GO): mitochondrion
Molecular function (GO): GTPase activity; translation elongation factor activity; GTP binding
Source: RefSeq, a predicted model, not a curated record
UUCUAAAAUGACAGCUACCUGCAUUUGCCGGUGAAGAAAUUUCACAUUCGUUUUGGAUAGCACAUACUUGGAGUAAACAUGACGAUCCUGAGAUGCACACGUUACUUCCUGAACAGGGGUCUAUCCCUGACGCAAAAGACAUUUACUCUGAGAUUAGCUUCUACCUCUAGUGAUGAUCAGGGAAUGACAAAUGUGGAGAACAUCCGAAACAUUGGAAUCUCCGCCCAUAUUGACUCUGGCAAAACAACACUAACUGAAAGGAUUCUGUUCUACACUGGCAGAGUUGCGGAGAUGCACGAGGUAACUACACUGUUUGAAGUUCUUAGCCAAUUGAGGUUAUUUUUUAAGGUGAAAGGCAAAGAUGCAGUGGGAGCCAAGAUGGAUUUCAUGGAAUUGGAGAGACAAAGGGGGAUAACUAUCCAGUCGGCGGCGACGUAUACGAUUUGGAAGGAUCUUAACAUCAACAUAAUUGACACACCUGGCCAUGUAGACUUCACAGUUGAAGUGGAGCGAGCUCUGCGAGUCCUGGAUGGGGCAAUCUUGGUUCUGUGCAGUGUGGGUGGGGUACAGAGUCAGACAUUCACUGUCACCAGACAGAUGACGCGGUACAACGUCCCCGCUGUGGCGUUCAUUAACAAGUUGGACAGACAGGGGGCUAACCCGUACAGGGUUCUGCAUCAGAUCAGAUCUAAGCUGGGUAAAAAUGCAGCCUUCCUGCAGCUUCCUAUUGGGUUAGAGAGUGCGCAGGAGGGAAUUGUGGACUUGAUCCGAAGAAAAGCCAUUUACUUCCGUGAACCUCAGGGAUUGUCAGUUGAGGAGGGUGAAGUUCCCAGUGACAUGGUGUCAGAAGUGGAAGACAGGAGACAAGAACUUAUUGAACAUGUAGCAAAUGUAGAUGAAACUUUGGGAGAAAUGUUUCUGGAGGAGAAGACCCCUACAGAAUCUGAUAUCAUCAGGGCGAUCCGUCGUUCCUGUCAGAAGAUGACCUUCACACCUGUUCUGCUCGGCACUGCCCUCAAGAACAAAGGGGUUCAGCCAUUACUGGAUGCUGUAGUUGAUUACCUCCCAAAUCCAUCCCAGGUGGAGAAUUAUGCCCUCGACAAUUCCAAGGGAACAGACAAGGCGGAGAAGUUUAUUUUGAACCCAGAUAGAAGUGAGAGAAAUCCGUUUGUGGCACUGGCAUUUAAACUGGAGGCGGGUAGAUUUGGUCAGCUGACGUAUAUGAGGGUUUACCAGGGUUGUUUGAGAAAAGGGGAUCAGGUGAUUAACACACGGACUCAGAAGAAGACGCGAGUGCCCCGAUUGGUCCGUAUGCACGCUGAUGAGAUGGAAGAUGUAUCUGUGGUGUAUGCUGGGGACAUUUGUGCCUUGUUUGGAAUCGACUGUGCCAGCGGAGACACUUUUGUAACGAAGGGCAACACACAUAUCUCCAUGGAGUCGAUGUAUGUUCCAGAGCCUGUCAUCUCCAUGUCAAUCAAACCUGUAAACAAGGGUGACAUUGACAACUUCUCCAAAGGUAUCGCUCGCUUUAGUCGCGAAGAUCCCACGUUCUGUGUGAAGUUUGACUCGGAGAGUCGAGAGUCCAUCGUGUCGGGAAUGGGAGAGCUACACCUAGAAGUUUAUGCUCAGCGACUGGAACGUGAAUACAAUGCCAAGUGUAUCCUGGGAAAGCCGAAAGUUGCUUUUCGCGAAUCUCUUGUGGGUCCACAGGAGUUUGACUAUUUGCACAAGAAACAGUCCGGAGGUCAAGGACAGUUUGGCCGUGUCAUUGGGGUCAUGGAGCCCCUUCCUCCUGAAGAAAACACAAAGGUCAUUUUCCAAGAUUUGACGUCAGGUCCUGAUAUACCCAAGCAGUAUAUACCUUCAAUAGAAAAGGGCUUCAGGAAGGCUUGUGAGAAGGGGUUCUUGGCUGGUCAGAAAGUUUCAGGAGUCGUCUUCAAGCUCUUGGAUGGUUCUAGCCAUGCCGUAGAUUCCAGUGAUCUGGCCUUUACAUUGGCUGCUGAAUUUGCUGUCAGACAAGUGUUUCAGGAAGGAUCUUGGCACAUUCUAGAACCUGUCAUGUUGGUGGAGGUCAGCGCACCUCAGGAGUUCCAAGGCAGUGUCAUGUCAGGGCUGUCUAAACGCCAUGCCCUCAUUCAAGGCACAGACGCUAACGAGGGCUAUUUCAGUAUCUUUUGUGAGGUGCCCCUAAACGAGAUGUUUGGGUAUGCAUCAGAGCUGAGGUCACAGACUCAAGGUCAGGGAGAGUUCACGAUGGAAUAUGCACGAUACUGCCCUGCGCUGGGCGACACGCAGCAGGCGCUGAUACAGCAGUACCAGGAGGAGAUGGGGAUAGGAAUGCAAGACAAGAAGAAGAAGCGUAGUUGAUGAUGGCGUAAAUUGCUAAUACUGGAUAAUUAUAUAAAAUAUCACUCAGUGUCAGCAGAUUUUCUGAUGAACUUUCAGCGAUGGCAUUUUCAAGGUUCAUACAAAGUUUUGAAACACUUGAAAAGCUCUAGUUAAAGUCAUUUUUGGAUACCUUGAAAAUCUGUAAGGUGUAUAAACCCUGUUAUAUGCCUGUGUUAGUACAGGUGUAGCUAACAACACUUUCCCAUAUAAGGUAUCU